GACGUGUAGUGGUUUCUUCGUGGACGUGGAUUUCAGAAAGCAGAAAGUGGUCCAAAAGUGCAGAAGUGGCUUCGGUUUCGUGCGCUGGACAUUCACUAAUUUCACCUGUGCGUGGCAGACGGACUUAAAGUGCUGCCUUAUUAAACCUUUCCCCGUUGGUGAACCGACAACAACAGAAAUAAAAUGCCUGCCCCAGCCAGCUCCACGUCCGUCGGUAGCGGAAGCCGUUCCCCGACGAAGCCAUCGUCGGCACCCCGGGCCAGCGGCGCCGGAGGUUCGAGCAAUCUGAAGCAGCGCAAGACCACCACGACGGCGACCGCCGCCCGGAAUCGCACCACAGGAACCGGAUCCGGUGGCAUGUGGCGCUUCUACACCGACGAUUCCCCCGGCAUCAAGGUGUAAGUACUUUCACUGGGUUU
Messenger RNA from Culex pipiens pallens (northern house mosquito), 419 nucleotides. It is a transcript of the gene Sec61beta, whose product is annotated as protein transport protein Sec61 subunit beta. The transcript is spliced from 2 exons. The record is from RefSeq and is a predicted model, not a curated record. Gene Ontology annotation, biological process: intracellular protein transport. The coding region runs from base 184 to 402 and encodes 72 amino acids. NCBI's taxonomy places the organism in Eukaryota, Metazoa, Arthropoda, Insecta, Diptera, Culicidae. Gene Ontology annotation, cellular component: Sec61 translocon complex.